AUGGGGCAGAGUUCCAAGAACCAGCUUGUGGAAGACGCCAAGAUGGCGGCAAGCAGGUCCUCCAGCUUCGCGCAGUCCAGCACGAAGCCUUCCCUGGCCUCUGGGGCCGCCUACACCACCAGGAAGGACCCUGCCACUCAGCCACCAGCGCGCAGAGCCCGGACCUCCCAGGACAGUCACAGCUACAGAUGGUCACCAGCCAGGAGCUCUCCCGACAGACAGGACUUAAGCUGCCGGCCAGGACCGAGCUCCCUAGGCCAUCAUGCACCUGUGUCCUCGGCAGCCAGGGGUCCCAGCCGGCCACCAAAGCCCAAGGUGGGCCCCAAGCAGCCCUGGCUCCACUACUGCCACGUGUGCAACAUCAGCUGUGCAGGGCCGCAGACCUACCAGGAGCACCUGGAAGGGCAGAAGCACCGGAAGAAGGAGGCGGCACAGAGGCCGGAGAGCAGCUCCUCGCUGUACUGCGACCUGUGCUGCGUGUCCUGCACCGGGUCAGAUGCCUACGAUGCGCACAUCCGGGGAGCCCGGCACCAGAAGAAGUUCAGGCUGCACACCAGGCUGGGGAAGCCGAUUCCCACCGCUAAGCCCAUGCCUAGGAGCAGCUCCCAUGCCCAACACUGCACCUCCCAUGAGGACUCAGGGGGAUCCGGUGUGAGCAGCCCCGAGGAGCCCGCCCAAGCCCCCAGACGGCUGGCCUCCACUGUGCGAAUCGUGGGGCCUCUCGAGCCACUGUCAGCUGGCAGCAGAACCCCGGAGGGGACAUCAGGACAGUUCAAGGCACAGGUGCCUGGAGAGAUGGCUGCCUGGAGGGGUUCUGCGGAAGCCACUACUGGGGUCUGGGUCGCGGAGCCCGUGGGACAGGAGUUCGUGGAGGAGGUGUGCAGCGACCAGGGGAAAGUGAUCCGCUACCGCUGCAGACUCUGCGAGUGCAACUUCAACGACCGCAACGCUCAGGACCUGCACUUGCGGGGGCGGCGGCACCGACUGCAGUACCGGAGGAAAGUGGACCCCCGCCUGCCCUUGGUCGCGGGGCCUGGCCGGCUGCGGCGGCUGCAGGAGGAGCAAGCACGCAAGCAUCGGCAGCUCGUGCAGCGGCAGCUGGAGGAGACGCGGCAGCGCUGGCGGGCAGAGCUCAGCCACUGUGAAGCACACUGCAAGGACCAGAAGAAGGAGCCACGGCCCCAGGAUGAGGAGCAGCCACUCCGGGCUCCCACCUGGACCCUUCCAUCCCCUGUGGACAGGCCAGCAACACCUGCAACCCGGGCCCAGGCCAAGCGGCGGCGCCUGGAGACCAGCGAUGACCGCCACGUCAUGUGCAAGCACGCAGCCAUCUACCCCACCGAGGCAGAGCUGCAGGCCAUCCAGAAGGCUGUGUCGCAUGCUGAGCGGGCUCUCAGGCUGGUGUCCGACCUGAUGACUGAGGAGGACUCAGAGAACUUGGGCAAUGAGGGCAGCCAGUGCAGCGUGGCAUCCUCGCCACGGAUCUUGAAGGGCGUCAUGCGGGUCGGCAUCCUGGCCAAGGGCCUGGUCCUGCGGGGUGACCGGAACGUGCGGCUGACCCUGCUCUGCUCCCAGAAGCCCACGCGUGCCCUGUUGCACAGAAUUGUGACACGGCUGCCCCAGCAGCUCUUGGUGGUGACUGACGACAAGUACGAGGUCUCCUCCGACCCUGAGACCAGCAUUGUCAUCUCCUCCUGCGAGGAGCCCAGGGUGCGGGUCACCGUGUCUAUCACCUCACCUCUGAUGCGGCAGGACCCCUCUGCGGACCGAGAGGGAAAGGAGGAUGAGCAGCCUGACCCUGACAUCCUGAGCCCUGAGAAGUGCCUGGAGGCCCUGGCCGACCUUCGCCACGCCAAGUGGUUCCAGGCGAGAGCCAGCAACCUGCAGCCCUGUGCCAUCGUCAUCAGGGUCCUGCAGGACCUCCGCCAGCGAGUGCCCACGUGGGGGGCCCUGCCAGCCUGGGCCAUGGAGCUGCUGGUAGAGAAGGCAUUGAGCAGCGCAUCCCGGCCCCUGAACCCCGGGGAAGCCAUGCGGCGGGUCCUGGAGUGCGUGGCCACGGGCGCACUCCUGGCAGAUGGGCCCGGGAUCCAGGAUCCCUGCGAGAAAGACCGGAUUGAUGCACUCCACUGCAUGACCUUGCAGGAGCGGGAGGACGUGACGGCCAGUGCCCAGCACGCCCUGCGCAUGGUGGCCUUCCGGCAGAUCCACAAGGUCCUUGGCAUGAGCCCCCUGCCGCCUCGGCCCCGCUUCCGGAAGAGGCCACGCGAGACCAAGGCAGAGGAGGGUGCGAGGGACAGAAAGAGGGGCCGGCAAGGUGGAGAGGGGCCGCUGUGAGCCACCGCUGGCCCAGUGGAUCGGGCUGCUCCGCACACCUGGGCAGGCCUGGCACUUGGGCACCGCUGGCUACACACCGGGGGGCACAAGUGCACAGACCAGCUGCCGCAAGGGGGCAUUUCUCUUUUUUAGUUUUAUUCUGUCCCUUUCUUUCCAAAUACCUGAGAAGUCACACUGGGUGGUGGCCCCAGGGACAGCUCCCUUCCCUAAAGCCCUGUCCCCCCAUGGUUGAGACCUAAAUGCUGGUAUUUCUUGGUGGCUUUAA
This is a messenger RNA of Octodon degus (degu), 2599 nucleotides long. It is a transcript of the gene Zfr2, whose product is annotated as zinc finger RNA binding protein 2. NCBI's taxonomy places the organism in Eukaryota, Metazoa, Chordata, Mammalia, Rodentia, Octodontidae. The coding region runs from base 1 to 2334 and encodes 777 amino acids. The record is from RefSeq and is a predicted model, not a curated record. Gene Ontology annotation, cellular component: precatalytic spliceosome. Gene Ontology annotation, molecular function: zinc ion binding; single-stranded RNA binding; double-stranded RNA binding. The transcript is spliced from 19 exons.